Molecule: messenger RNA, 2440 nt
Organism: Xyrauchen texanus (razorback sucker)
Lineage: Eukaryota; Metazoa; Chordata; Actinopteri; Cypriniformes; Catostomidae
Product: alpha-internexin-like
Exons: 3
Coding region: 163-1314 (383 amino acids)
Biological process (GO): neurofilament bundle assembly
Cellular component (GO): postsynaptic intermediate filament cytoskeleton; axon; cytoplasm
Molecular function (GO): structural constituent of postsynaptic intermediate filament cytoskeleton
Source: RefSeq, a predicted model, not a curated record
GACUGCUCUGCAGCAUUUCUGAACUGGUGCAGUGCCGGUUCAUCUCCACCAAUGGUGUGCAGAACAAGGGGGACUUAAAGAGAACAACUUCUCAAACCAACAAAUCAACAUCAUUUGAAAACCAAACAAAAAAGAAACAAAACAAAAAACAAAUCCUGCACCAUGAGCUUCAAACCUUUCAUCUCUUCCUCCCUAUCCCGUCGAUGGGACGACUCCCCCACCACCUACCGGCUCUCCAAGGGGCCUUCCUCCAGGUGGCCAAUGGGUUUUGAGCCACUGCAGCACUGGGAGCAGAUGAACCUGAGUCAGGCGAAUGUAGUGAAUGCAGUGCUGUUGGAGCUGCGUGCCGAGGAAAGGGAACAGUUGGUGGGGCUGAACAACCGCUUCGCAUCCUACAUUGAGAAGGUGAGGCACCUUGAGCAGCAAAAUCGGGCACUGCUUCUGCCGCUGGAGGCCCUUCGGCGUGGUCAGAGUCAGCCUUCCAGGGUGCAGCAGCUCUACAUACAAGAGGUACGGGGUCUCAGGGAGCAGUUGCAUCAAGAGGCCCAGAAUAAAGCACGCAUGGAGGCGCAGAGGGACCAGUUGCGGGAGACCCAUGCACAGCUGCACGAACGCUGGGAGGAAGAGGCACGCCUGCGUAUUCAGGCAGAAGAAGACCUGCAGCGGCUGAAGGAGGAGGCGAGCAGGGCCGUGCUGUGUAGAUGUGAUGCAAAAGCCAGUGUGGCCUCACUGGCGCAGGAGCUGGCGUUCCUGAAGCAAGUGUUUGCAGAAGAGCAAGAGGGGCUGAGGGUCCAGCUACAGGUGGCCAGCCUAAAUGUGGAGCUGGACACAAGUAGACCAGACCUGUCGGCUGCUCUCAGAGAGAUCCGAGCACAGUUUGAUAGCCUGGCUGGACGCAACAUGCAGACAGCUGAAGCCUGGUAUCGGGGAAAGGUGGCAAGUGUAGUGGAGCUGACUGAUAAACAGGAGGAGGCUGUGCGCUUGGUGCGUGAGGAGACAACUGAGUACCGACAGCUGCUGCAGUCCCGUUCCGCAGAGGUUGAGGGACUGAGGAAUGUCAUUGAGUCACUGAACACACAACAAGGGGAACUAGAGGAAAUGCAGAACACGGAAGUCAACAAGUACCAGGGGAAGAUAAGUGACCUAGAGAGGGACAUUGCUGAAGCGAAAGAGGAAAUGUCACGCUAUUUGCGGGACUACCAAGAUCUGCUUAAUGUGAAGAUGGCUUUGGAUGUUGAGAUUGCGGCUUACAGGAAACUCCUGGAGGGAGAAGAAAUUCGAUUUACAUAUUCCACCGUCCCACUCCUUGCCUAAACACCUGAAAACCCGAAACCCCUGGUCCCUAACGAUGAUACCCAUACAUCAUUUUCUUAGUUUGAAUACUGUUGUGCCAAAUUAACAAUUUUUUUAUCAUAAAAUUACCCCCUAGGUCCUGAAAUACAUAAUCAUAAACAUCAUGAAGCACCUAAAUUUGCUUUUCCAAACCACCCAACUAACCUAGACCCCCUUUGCCACAUCAAAUCAAUUUUGCAUCUACCUCUAUCCCUAGUUCUUCAAUUACCUGACCCCAAACAUCUAACCAUGAAACUAAAAUAGCAAAUCAUUGCUCUAAAGACUGACGAGCCCUUGUGUCACACAAGAGGUACAUAAAAAGAGGUCCCCCUUCUUCUUUACACUCUAAAUAAAAAUAAGGCCACCUUGGAGACAUUGCUAAGAGCAGCACUCACUCAGCCAGAGCUCAGUGUCAUGUUGGUCGAUUCUUGUGGUAGACCUUAGAAUGGUUCGACUUGUAGAACAGUACUUAAGGUGUUGUUCUGCAAGUAAAUCCAAAGCUAAUUCUCUUAAUGUUUGAUUCAUAGCACCCAUUGAGAAUCUGAUUAGCCAGUGAUCCCCUGCUAUGCAAACUUUUAACCAAUUGUUUGUGGAGGUGGAUUGUUGUUAAAUGUAAUAAAAAUGUUGUUAAAAGUGCAAUGGACUUAAGAUAAUUUAAGCUUAACUGAAGCUUAAUUUCUUAAUAUGACAAAAGACCAAGAAUCAGCCAACAGGAAGUGUCGCGCAUUCCGGCUCUUUAGCUUUCAUGUAGUAAAAGCAAAAGUUGAGUUGUUAGCUUAUAGAAUGUAUUACUUCCAUUGAAUGUAGUAGAACUUAAUUUGCUCAUUGUAUGUUUUCUGCUUCUCAUAUUGUUUUGUUGAGGAUAUCUGAUUGUUUUACACAGUGUUUGACUUGACAAAAGCAUGACUGAAAAUCAAGAGUAGGAUAAACUUGAUGUUAAAAGACAAAUGUCAUGCUAACAUCUGCUUCUGUUGCGCCAUAUAGUUUAAUGUAAGCAAAUUAUCAGUAAUUUGGUAAAUGAACAAGAAACCGAGCCUGUUUACCACAACAGUCUCUGAACUAAUUGUAUGUUUGCACCAAAAUACAUCCUAAAUAACAAAUACAAUGA